Messenger RNA from Sinocyclocheilus grahami, 3999 nucleotides. It is a transcript of the gene mgat5, whose product is annotated as alpha-1,6-mannosylglycoprotein 6-beta-N-acetylglucosaminyltransferase. Gene Ontology annotation, molecular function: alpha-1,6-mannosylglycoprotein 6-beta-N-acetylglucosaminyltransferase activity. Lineage: Eukaryota; Metazoa; Chordata; Actinopteri; Cypriniformes; Cyprinidae. The record is from RefSeq and is a predicted model, not a curated record. Bases 341 to 2569 code for a protein of 742 amino acids. The transcript is spliced from 17 exons. Gene Ontology annotation, biological process: protein N-linked glycosylation. Gene Ontology annotation, cellular component: Golgi apparatus.
GUCUCGACGAUCUUUGUGUUCAAUGUGAUCAGACAGCGAAACGAAACACACCGACCGUUGUCAGGUGCCUGGAACCACACCGACGCCGAUCACAGCGCAAACACCGGCUUUUCUACAGCCUUUAACAUUCAUAUCACCACCUUAAAUCUUUAAUCAGUGUCUUCAUUGUGAUGGCGCAUCCGGUGGGUGUGUCUCUGGUUUGAUUGACAGCUUGUGCUAAAAUGAACGGACUACAGUGAGGAAAAGAAUGAGUAGAGACCACUCCCCUCAAACAUCAUGAAGCUCAACUCAUCCUGAAUCGCACACACUUCACACAAUCACACAAUCGAACUUCCUCGCCAUGGGCUCUGUGUACCUGUGGAAGUUGUCCUCCCAAAAGUUGGGAUUCUUCCUGGUGAGUUUUGGCUUCAUUUGGGGGAUGAUGCUGCUUCAUUUCACCAUCCAGCAGAGGGCGACACACGAAAGCAGCGCUCAACUACGUAUGCAAAUAUUGGACCUCAGCAAGCGAUAUAUCAAAGCCCUCGCUGAGGAGAACCAGAGCGUGAUGGAUGGACCCUACGUAGGCACCAUGACUGCAUACGAUCUAAAGAAGACUCUAGCUGUUCUUCUGGAUAAUAUAAUGCAGAGAUUAUCAAAGCUAGAGUCUAAAGUGGACAAUAUCAUGUACAACGGGACCAGUACCAACCUGACCAAUGGAACCGGGACCCCUGGACCGAACCCGGUCAACCCAGAAAAAGUCAAUGUGGCAGACUUGCUGAACGGAGCGCAGGAGAAAUGUGAACUACCCUCGCUUGACGGGUUUCCGCAUUGUGAAGGGAAGUUGAAUUGGAUGAAGGACAUGUGGCGUUCGGACCCCUGCUACGGCAUCUACGGAGUGGACGGAUCCACCUGUUCAUUCUUCAUUUAUCUGAGUGAGGUUGAAAACUGGUGCCCUCGCCUGCCGUGGAGGAUCAAGAAUAAUGCUGAUGAAGCCGACAGGAAUACACAGACGGAGAUCCGCACGAGUUUCGAGGAGCUGUAUCGCGUGAUGUCGCGGCGCGAGGAGUUUCGCUGGAUGAUGCUGCGGAUCAAGCGCAUGGAGGAGCCGUGGGUCAGCGCCAUCCGCUCCCUCGCCACCAAACAAAACCUCAACAACCACAAGCGCAAAAAGGUCCUGGUGCACCUGGGUCUCCUGACGAAGGAGUCUGGUUUUAAGAUAGCGGAGAACGCGUUCAGCGGAGGUCCUCUGGGCGAGCUGGUUCAGUGGAGUGACCUGAUCACCACGCUGUAUCUGCUGGGACACGACAUCCGCAUCUCAGCGUCUCUCGCCGAGCUCAAGGAGAUCAUGAAGAAGGUCAUGGGUAACAAGUCCAGCUGCCCCACAAAGGGUGAUAAAGUUGUGGAGCUCAUCUACAUAGACAUCGUGGGUCUGGCUCAGUUCAAGAAGACUCUGGGCCCGUCCUGGGUCCAUUAUCAGUGCAUGCUGAGGGUCCUAGACUCGUUUGGGACGGAGCCGGAGUUUAACCACGCCCACUACGCCCAGUCGAAAGGUCACAAAACUCCGUGGGGCAAGUGGAACCUGAACCCCCAGCAGUUCAACACUAUGUUUCCUCACACUCCAGACAACAGUUUCCUGGGCUUCGUGGUGGAGCAGCACCUGAACGCCAGCGACGUCAAGCACAUCGACGACAUCAAGCGGCAAAACCAGUCGCUGGUGUACGGCAAGGUGGACAACUUCUGGAAGGAUAAAAAGAAAUACCUGGACAUCAUUCAUUCGUACAUGGAAGUGCACGGCACGGUCCACGGCACGAGUACAGUCCACCUGCCGGCCUACGUGAAGAACCACGGCAUCCUCAGCGGACGCGACCUCCAGUUCCUCCUGCGCGAGACCAAGCUUUUUGUCGGACUGUCCUUCCCGUACGAGGGUCCCGCCCCUCUGGAGGCCAUAGCCAAUGGCUGCGCUUUCCUCAACCCAAGGUUCGACCCGCCUAAAAGCAGCAAAAACACGGAUUUCUUCAAGGGCAAACCCACACUCAGAGAGCUGACCUCCCAGCACCCUUAUGCUGAGGUUUACAUCGGACGGCCACAUGUCUGGACCGUCAACAUAGAUGACCCAGCAGAGGUGGAGAACGCCAUUAAAGCCAUCCUCAGUCAGAAGAUCGAGCCGUAUCUGCCGUAUGAGUUCACCUGUGAGGGGAUGUUGCAGCGCGUCAACGCUUUCAUCAAGAACCAGGAUUUCUGUCAUGGUCAGGUGAUGUGGCCUCCUCUCAGCGCCAUGCAGGUCAAAUUGGCUCCGGCUGGUAAAUCCUGCAAGCAGGUGUGUCAGGAAGAGCAGCUGAUCUGUGAACCCUCUUUCUUCCAGCAUCUCAAUAAAGACAAGGAUCUGUUCAGGUAUGGUGUGGAGUGUAAGACGGUGGAGUCCACCAGCGAUAUCGUCGUCCCCGCCUUCAGCGAAUCGGUUCGGCAUUGCGUGUUCCAGUCGGACCUGCUGCUGUUCAGCUGCGCCGGGGCCCAUCAGUCCCUCACGCGCAUCUGUCCCUGCAGAGACUACAUGAAAGGACAGGUGGCGCUGUGCAAGGACUGCUUAUAACACACACGCACGCGCACACCACACACACUUCAGCAACCCCAAACGACCAAACUGGCGGUUCAUCCCCCGCCGUACCGGACGGGACCGGACUAUUACAUAGCGCAGUGCUGACAGAGCCAGUGUUGUAAUGUGCGGUGAUUCGAAUUAAAGAAUUCAGAGGAAUUCAACUCUUGUUUUAUUCCCAUAAACUCACAAAAAAAGAAAGAAAUGGAAACGCUGGAGUGCGGCAGCUCUCGGCAUUCGGCCGAAAAAAAAAAAAAAAACGAAGGAUGGAAAGAGAAGAAAAUGAUUUAUUUUGCUGGAUUUUUUUUUGUUUUUGCACAAACUUGAACUAGUUUCAGGCUGACAUACUUGAAGCGGAUUGCAGGGAAUCAGAACUGUACACUGCCCCCUGCUGGCAUGGAGGAAACACUGUAGUGACGUUUAUUAGCCCAGUUCUUCAUUCUACUGUUUUUGUUUAUUUGUUUUUCUUUCUUUCUUCUCUCUCUAAGGGGACUUUCAUCAUUGGACCAAGUCUGACAACUGACUCUGAAAAGCAUCUUUGACCAUUUUGAAGACUCAAACCGGAGUGCGUGUUUAUUUGUGUGUGCGAGUUCGCUUGUAAUUGGGGAAAUGGAGAAAUUUCCCCCGUUUUACACUGUAACUGGACUUUCCAUGUACUGGCUCCGUGAAAUGACGCGCUCACAUGUAAAUAGCAGGCGCUGAAACGUAAACACACGGUCCGCUUUAUUCUGCAUGGUAGUUUACUUGUUAACAGCACAUGCCAACACUGGGAAUUUUCAGUGUUGGUCACAAUCCACGUUAAAUAUCGCAGUACUGCACCAGUCAACUGCCAGGUGGGAUUUAUUAGAGAAAUACACACGUCGCAAACCAGCCAGUAUGAAGUAGAACGCAAGCCAAUUGACCAAACUAACCGUUAAAGUAGUAGACUGAAUUCAGCUAAAUUGGGACAUAUUUUGCUUUCGCGUUAAUUGGCAAAAAGUGGCCAAGUUUACCUGAAUGAACAUUAUAUCACGGGUUUCAGAUGAUCUGUAUGUGGAUAAGGUAAAUACCAAUACAAUCACAGAUAUUUCUGUAAAAUUUUAUCUUUAUUUGUAUAAAAAAAGAAAUAUAUAUCUGUAUAAAAACAAAGUGUACAUUACUAGGAUAAAAAAUAUUUUUUGUGUGUGUUAAAAACACAGAUUGGCCUUGGCUUUUUGUUUCAUUUUUAUUUUGCGCGAUAUUCUUGAAUUUGCCUGCUUAUUAUCGAAAAACGUCAAAAUUAGAAUUAUUUGUGUUUUGGAAUGAAACUGCACUAUAACGAAGAUUUGACAUCAGAUAUUACGACACUGUAUAAUUGUUUUAAAGUUUGUUUUUUAAUUUAUUUUGUAUACAGACCUUUAUCUCUGCUUGUUGACUUUUAUGUGACUAUUUAUAGAAGAGAAAAUUCU